This is a messenger RNA of Hydra vulgaris (swiftwater hydra), 1218 nucleotides long. The record is from RefSeq and is a predicted model, not a curated record. Lineage: Eukaryota; Metazoa; Cnidaria; Hydrozoa; Anthoathecata; Hydridae.
CACAUCUACGCGAUGAGUUUGAGUAAACUUUUUGCUGGUAGGAAGAGGAAUAGUUCAGUAUGGAAAUGGUUUAAAUACGAUGCGUCAUCCGACAAAUCAGUAUGUUUAGUUUUACUUGAUGGUAAAAAAGUAUGCAAUACAAAGUUGUGUGGAAAGAACCCAACAAAUCUUAAACUACAUUUAGCAAGAAACCAUAAGUCUGUACACGUUGAGCUGGAAGAGUCGGAAUUAAAGAAAUUAAGUGAAAAAAAGCAAACAGGGAUAAAGAGAAAAGCAGUGGAUGAAAAUGGACCCACUCUUUUAGAAUCGUCCUCAAAUCAGAACCAGACCUUGAUUCAAUGCAUUAAUUGUAGGAAUAUCGCAUGGCCUAUUAAUUCACACGAGCAUAAAAUUCGACUAAACUCUCUUAUUCAAAUGAUAAUUGCAACAUGUAAUCCAGUGACAUUGGUGGAUAAUGCGAGUUUUAGAAAGUUAGUUAAUACCUUGGAUUGUAAAUUUUCAUUGCCUGCUUCUGCCAAAAUUACUAGCCUACUUAAUGAAGAAUUUACUGUUUUAACGAGAAAACUUCGUGACUUCAUAUCUGAAGGCAGGCGCUUCACAAUAUGCCUUGAUGGCUGGACUAAAAAAGGUCUUACUGCGUCCUUUUUAGGAAUUUCGGUUUGUUUUUUUCACUUCAAAUCCGAAAAACCAAUACAUGCUCUGCUUAAUUUGUAUCUUGUGAAACAUCCACAUACAGGUGAACAAAUUGCUAAUUGUUUUGAAAAAUGCCUAAAAUAUUGGAAUAUUUCCAGAGAUAAAAUAUUGCUUGUUAUUUCGGACAAUGGAGCAAACAUGGUCAAAGGCAUAAAGUUGUCGAGAAUGAAAGCUCAAGCUGAACGUGAUAUACUUAUUGAAUAAGAAAGUGAGGUUAAUGAAGAGCAGAUAACAGAUCUGGAAGACGAUGAGAAUAUGACAAAUAGUGAAGAGUGGGAACAUGUUGACUUGAUAGUUGAUGUAAUAGAAAACGUAGCAUUUAGAAGAUUGGGAUGCAUUGCACAUGUUAUACAGCUAGUUGUAAAACUUGCAUAUGAUGGUAAAUAUCAUGGCUUACUUUUAAAGGUACGUGGAUUAGUGGGAAAAGUUCGCAAAUCUUCUGUUGCAUUGGAAAAAAUUAUCAACAAAUGUGGUAAGACUGUGAUCAGCGACUGUUCUACAAGAUGGAACAGCACUUACUUUAUG